UUUUGAUCUUUGUUUUGUAGGAUGCCAUUUGUAUAUAAAAUUAUCAUUGUAGGAAAUUAUUAUCAAUAAAACAAUUGAAUAUCAUCUGACAUUUCAUCUGAUUACUCAUACUUACCUACUGUAUUUAUUUGAAUUUUCCCGCUUUCUAUGACUAUACGCCACCUUGCGCUCGCUGUCAUAACCAAAUACGCGAAAUCAGCUGAUGUCAUCUCAUAUUCUCAUCAUCUGUUGUGUCGUUAGUUGAUGGUGUAGUUCAAAAAUCCAACCUAUACUAGUGGGUUUACAAUGAAUCAAAAUGCACGCAACUGAUGCUAAAAUAUUGAACAACAUAGUAAACAGUACCACUGUGCCAGCUAAAAAUGACUUGUUGAACGAAUGGCAGUCCGAAGGAAAGGACGUCGAAGAUUUUCCAGCUACAAGAAGCGUUGUCAUCGAUGGUUUGUCCAAACGAAUAACUCAAAUCUUGUCGUACAAAGUUUCACAGGAAGCUUACCAGAGAUAUUCAGUCAGACUUCAUGUUAUUGAAACUUUGAGGGAUUGGAGCAAGUUGAAAGGAGAUGUAGGAAAAGCUCUGGUGUUUCAAGAUUCUGAAAAGUCUCAUGCUUUUCUGGUGCAUCUCUUGAAAAAGUAUAUGAAGCCAAAGCAUUUAAGUAUGUGCAGCGAUAUGGAACAUCUCAUUCAAGUGGGAGAAGUUUUGUUUAAUGCGAUCGAAAGGUCCAGGUCAUCGAUGAACUGCUUUGUUAAAGUAAUUGAGAGGAUUAUCAGUUUAGAGCAGACUGAGAAAAGUGAACAAUUUUUAAUGCGUGUCAUCGAUAGUAGCGAUGAUUUACGAUUAGAAUUAUCAUUAGUGGAAAAAAUAUUUGCUAGCUUAAAAGUACAGUUUAUAGAAAAACCUCUCGCUGAUUGUUUUGUUGCAUGCUGCAUGGACAAGCACAAAAAGGAACUGCAACUGAGCAGCAUGAGCAUGUUUUUUAAAAAAGUUAUUGAUAGCCCUUUAUUAUUUUCAAUAAUGGCAAAUAGUUUGAGAGAGUUGUUUGUUGAAACCAAAUUUGCCAAAGCAGCACAGGAUUUUAUAAAAAAAGUGUUGGAAAAAAUACAGAGCCAAUGUGAUGAAUAUCGUAAAGAUAUUCUGGAAUUGUAUCCAGCAAGCUUGCAGCAUUGUGUUCUACUUUUGAGGAUAAAGCCAAUUGACCAUACGACAAAAUCACAGAGUAGAGCAGUGCAAUCAUUGCAGGAUAUAUUUUUCAAAGACUACAAUGAUGCAUUGAUGCUGGUAUCUCACUUCCCAGAUUGGUUACCACAGUACUUGGACUUUUCUAGAGACCUUGAUGAAGUUAUUGAAAAAUCAGAUGCUUGUUAAUAAUUCUAAAUACAAAUAAUUGAAAGUAUUGGAUGAAUUUGUAAAUAAACGAUUUUUAUUUUUAUAAA
This is a messenger RNA of Nasonia vitripennis (jewel wasp), 1428 nucleotides long. RefSeq lists its product as uncharacterized. The record is from RefSeq and is a predicted model, not a curated record. The transcript has 2 exons. Bases 296 to 1360 code for a protein of 354 amino acids. NCBI's taxonomy places the organism in Eukaryota, Metazoa, Arthropoda, Insecta, Hymenoptera, Pteromalidae.